This is a messenger RNA of Fibroporia radiculosa, 561 nucleotides long. RefSeq lists its product as uncharacterized. Lineage: Eukaryota; Fungi; Basidiomycota; Agaricomycetes; Polyporales; Fibroporiaceae. Gene Ontology annotation, cellular component: intracellular membrane-bounded organelle. The coding region runs from base 1 to 561 and encodes 186 amino acids. The record is from RefSeq and is a predicted model, not a curated record. Gene Ontology annotation, biological process: vacuolar protein processing. The transcript has 4 exons.
AUGGCAAAUGCUUCAGCGAAGCGUGUCGCUCAACAGAAUGCCGAGACGAUCAAGAACAUGAAGCUGGGGAUGCUCGGCGCGGGAGUGCUAUCGCUGUUGUUACGGCUCAUAAUUCGCAAGGGCUCUCUGUCUCCAACACGGCUUUCUCUUUGGCUACUCAUACUGUCCUAUGUACCAUCAAUAUUCCUUUCGCGCUACCUUGAGCGAAUUGGAUCACCUCGGCGUGAUCAUACCACAGAUACCUUAAUCUCUGCUGGUGAAGAUCUUGGACGUCCUGGUAUCAUUGAAUGGGCGUUCGAUGUCAUAUAUAUUACAUGGGCAUGCCAAAUCGGAAGCGGAGCGUUUGGUGAAUGGUUCUGGUGUUUGUAUUUGGUUAUACCUAUAUAUGCGAUAUAUAAACUAUGGAGCACUGUGAUAUCCCCAAUGCUCCUGGGACGGUCUCCACCGCCCAGCGUCCAGGACAAUAACUUACCCGGAGGUUCUGCGAGCAAAAGGCAAGAAAAACUCCGCAAAAGGAGUGAGCGAGGGGAUCCGCGAGUGCGCGUACAGACAAAGGGGUGA